CAGCGUUUAAAUUUCAGUGAGAUUCGCUUUUGAAAAAAUUGAGCAGAAAUAUUUUGUCUCCUUUGUAUUGUUAAUGUGCUUCAUUAUCUCUCUGGUUAAAGUUAGACCUGCGGUGAGAGAUUUAUUGGAAGAAAAGCCCACAGCUGGAAAGAAGCCACGACUAAGAACGAGGGAACAGCGACAAGUGAACCAGCCCGAGGACUGAGAGUACCAACUGAAGAGAACCCUCUGACUCAGAGUUUUCAUUGAUUCAGUCAGGAGAAAGUUUGAGCCUCACCAGCAGGUGGAGCUGUCCUGCAGAGCGACCAAAGUGUAAACAAGACGACGACAAUCAACAAUCGUCAGUCAGAAUCAGAAUGGACAAAGGUGGGAAAUUGAAUCCAGUAGUGAAAGUACUGAAGAGGAUUUUACCAGGCGGAUCAUCGAGGGAAGAUGAUCGGGACACGGGAAGUAAGGUACCAAAGCAGGGUCAGAUUGAGAGCGAUGUCCCAGUGGAAUGCGAUCCGGCCGCAGAGGAUGAGGAGAAAAUUCAGCCCACAGACAGUGACGUCAGAGACACUGAUCCGGACCCUGGAACCGGCACAAGGGAGGCGACUGUCUGUCAGCUCGGAAGCUCAUUAAACACAGAAUUGUCAAGUCCCCAAGAUGGAGCGGAGCCGCAGUUUACAAUCUCUGACCUCCUGGCACAGGGGGAGGAAUAUCGACUGUACCAACUGACAAAGUUCUACAGGGACAGACUCAAACAAGCAAUUGAAGAAAAGGUUGAGAGACUCGGUUUGAUGUUGACAAAGGAGGGACAUUUCAGUAGAGAAGAAAAUGAGAAAGUCACUGAGCUGACAGAGAAGGGAAACCGGGCAGAGAGUUCCAGACUCUUCCUCAGUCUGGUGAAUGGCAAAGGCUCCCGGGCCCGGAGGGCGAUGUGGGAAUCCUUUCUGACAUGGAGGACUGAGUUACCGAAGUUGGACAGAAUACUGAGGGAAAUACAGGAACACGGUCCUGAUCCACAGGAAUACAUGAACAUCGGCCAAGGUUUAUCGGAAUUACCCACUCAGCUGAUCGAUGUUCAACAGAAACACAAGGAGACUCUGCGGACACGAACAGAAACACUGAGAGUGAACACGAUCCUGAUGACGGAGAAGGUGAAGGUUUUCCAGCUGGCUGAUCGAUACGCUGAGCUCACGGUCAUUUCUACUGUUCGAGAUCGGACACUGGUGGAACAUGAACUGCUGGCAAGAGGCAGAGACCAUGAGGAUGAGAGAGAGAAACAACUCUGCAGACAGCUGGAAAAAAUCCGUACCGAUCAGUUAUUCCAGAGCAGCUUUUCCCGGAGUAAAUCCAAAUCUGGGAGUUCAGCAGCAGUGGCCGGAAUCCCGGGGAUCGGGAAAACAACGAUGGUACAAAAGAUUGUUUAUGACUGGGCCACGGGGAGAAUAUACCAACAAUUCCAGUUUGUCUUCAGUUUCAAAUUCCGAGAUUUAAACAGUAUUGACUGUCGAAUAAACCUGAAGGAACUGAUUCUGGAUCAGUAUCCUUACUUUGGGAAUAUCCUGAGAGAAGUCUGGAAGAACCCAGAGGGAUUACUGUUUAUAUUUGAUGGUUUGGAUGAAUUCAAACACAAAAUCGAUUUUGCGGACAGUCGGAGAGAUACAGAACCAAAGCACCAGUGCCCAGAUCCCGAGUGGUGGUGUGAAGUGUCUGACAUUGUGUACAGUUUAAUCCAGGGCAAGCUGCUCCCAGGGUGUUCAGUGCUGGUGACCACCCGUCCCACUGAGUUACAUUUGUUGGAAAAGGCGGAUAUCAGUGUCCGGGCUGAAAUCCUGGGAUUUGUUGGUGAGGAACGGAAGGAAUAUUUCAUCAGACAUUUUGAAGAUCAGACGGUGGCGGAAGCUGUUUUCAAACACGUGCAGGAGAACGAGAUCCUGUACACCAUGAGCUACAACCCCUCCUACUGCUGGAUCCUCGCUCUGGCACUGGGUCCCUUCUUCACACAAAGAGUCAAGGACCCACAGCGAGUUCCCAAGACCAUCACCCAACUGUACUCCUACUAUAUUUAUAACAUCCUGAAAAACCACGGCCGUGAGAUUGGGAGACCCCGUGAUGUGUUUCUCAGGGUUGGUCAGAUGGCCUUCAGAGGAGUGUCCGAGAAGAAGAUUGUGUUUACAGAUGGAGAUUUGGUCAAGCACAAUCUUCAGCCUUCCCAGUUCCUGUCCGGGUUCCUGAUGGAGCUUUUGGAGAGAGAGGAUUCUGCCUGGAGCGUGGUGUACACAUUCCCACACCUCACCAUCCAAGAGUUUGUAGCUGCAGUCGCACAAUUCCUGACUAUACAUCCCAGGGAAAUCCAGAAAUUCCUGACUGAGACACACAACAGGAGAGAUGGACAAUUUGAGGUAUUUUUCCGUUUUGUUGCUGGUCUCUCCAACCCAAGUACAGCUCGGGGCCUGGAGGAGAUUCUGGGUCCAUUUCCUAAUGAAACAACCUGCCGGGUGAUUGACUGGGUGAAGGAGGAAGUUAAACGCCAGAGUGGAAACACGGGGAGUGAAGCUGGUAAAAGGAGCCUCCUGAACACAUUGCACUACCUGUUUGAGUCUCAGAAUCGUGGACUGGCUCAGGACGCACUGGGAUCUGUGAAAACACUUUCAUUCCGUGGAAUGACGGUGAACCCGAUUGACUGCGCGGUCCUGUCUCAUGUCAUCGGACACUGCGAUACAAUAAAACAUCUCGACCUGGAGGGCUGCCACAUUCAGUGUGAAGGGAUCCAGCGGCUGGGUCCCGGGCUGCACAAGAACAUGUAA
Hypanus sabinus (Atlantic stingray) is the source of this 2792-nucleotide messenger RNA. RefSeq names its product NACHT, LRR and PYD domains-containing protein 3-like. The coding region runs from base 357 to 2792 and encodes 811 amino acids. The record is from RefSeq and is a predicted model, not a curated record. NCBI's taxonomy places the organism in Eukaryota, Metazoa, Chordata, Chondrichthyes, Myliobatiformes, Dasyatidae. The transcript has 8 exons. Gene Ontology annotation, cellular component: cytoplasm.